GCAACGCGUGCGUUCAUUCUGGUUCAUCACUGAAAGGCAAGCGAAAGGAUUUUGGUAUUUCAGCAAACAAGACAGGCUAAGAAGGCAGUGUCUCUGGAAAUACGCUGAAAAUAUUAACUACCAGGCUUCUGUUGGAAUACAAGAACUGACAUUUGUAAAGCAACCAUGACCAGUGCUACGUCCCCCAUCUUGCUGAAAUGGGACCCUAAGAGUCUGGAGAUCCGCACCCUGACGGUGGAGAGGCUGCUGGAGCCGCUGGUCACACAGGUGACCACGCUGGUGAACACCAGCAACAAAGGGCCGUCCAGUAAGAAGAAGGGUCGCUCCAAGAAGGCCCAUGUGCUGGCCAUGUCGGUGGAGCAGGCCACUCAGAACUUUCUGGAAAAGGGCGAGCAGAUCGCCAAGGACAGCCAGGACCUGAAGGAGGAGCUCAUUGCAGCCGUGGAGGACGUUCGCAAGCAAGGUGACACGAUGCGGGCGGCCUCCUCGGAGUUUGCCGAUGACCCGUGCUCGUCGGUGAAGCGGGGCACCAUGGUGCGGGCGGCCCGUGCCCUCCUCUCCGCCGUCACCCGGCUCCUCAUCCUCGCCGACAUGGCCGACGUCAUGAGGCUCCUGGCACAUCUCAAAGUCGUGGAGGAUGCUCUGGAGGGCGUGAAGAAUGCCACCAAUGAGCAGGACUUGGCCAACCGCUUCAAGGAGUUUGGGAAAGAGAUGGUCAAGCUGAACUAUGUGGCUGCGCGCAGACAGCAGGAGCUGAAAGACCCGCACUGCCGUGACGAGAUGGCGGCGGCCCGCGGGGCCCUGAAGAAGAACGCCACCAUGCUGUACACGGCCUCCCAGGCCUUCCUGCGGCACCCCGACGUGGCCGCCACGCGCGCCAACCGCGACUACGUCUUCAAGCAGGUGCAGGAGGCCAUCGGCGGCAUCUCCAGCGCCGCCCAGGCCACCUCCCCCACCGACGAGAAGCACGGCCACACCGGCAUCGGCGAGCUCGCCGCCGCCCUCAACGAGUUUGACAAUAAGAUCAUCCUGGACCCGCUGACGUUCAGCGAGGCUCGCUUCCGUCCCUCGCUGGAGGAGCGUCUGGAGAGCAUCAUCAGCGGCGCCGCCCUCAUGGCCGACUCGUCCUGCACGCGCGACGACCGGCGCGAGCGCAUCGUGGCCGAGUGCAACGCCGUGCGCCAGGCCCUGCAAGACCUGCUGAGCGAGUACAUGAACAACACCGGCCGCAAGGAGAAGGGCGAUCCACUCAACUCCGCCAUCGACAAGAUGACCAAGAAGACCCGAGACCUGCGACGACAGCUGAGGAAGGCGGUCAUGGAUCACAUCUCCGACUCCUUCCUGGAGACCAACGUGCCCCUGCUGGUGCUCAUCGAGGCGGCCAAGAGCGGCAACGAGAAGGAGGUCAAGGAGUACGCCCAGGUCUUCCGCGAGCACGCCAACAAACUGGUGGAGGUGGCGAACUUGGCCUGCUCCAUCUCCAAUAACGAAGAGGGUGUGAAACUAGUGCGGAUGGCAGCCACCCAGAUCGACAGCCUGUGCCCACAGGUGAUCAAUGCGGCCCUGACCCUGGCGGCGCGGCCCCAGAGCAAAGUGGCUCAGGACAACAUGGACGUGUUCAAGGACCAGUGGGAGAAGCAGGUGCGCAUUCUCACCGAGGCUGUGGACGACAUCACCUCCGUGGAUGACUUCCUGUCCGUCUCAGAGAACCACAUCCUGGAGGACGUGAACAAGUGUGUGAUCGCGCUGCAGGAGGGCGACGUGGACACGCUGGAUCGCACGGCGGGGGCCAUCCGCGGGCGCGCCGCGCGCGUCGUCCACAUCAUCAACGCCGAGAUGGAGAACUACGAGCCGGGCGUCUACACCGAGCGCGUGCUGGAGUCCAUCAAGCUGCUCUCCGAGACCGUCAUGCCCCGGUUUGCGGAGCAAGUGGAGGUUGCCAUCGAGGCUCUGAGCACCAAUCCCCCUCAGGCGUUCGAGGAGAAUGAGUUCAUCGACGCCUCGCGCCUCGUUUACGAUGGCGUACGUGACAUCAGGAAAGCGGUUCUCAUGAUCAGGACACCAGAGGAGCUGGAGGAUGACUCAGACUUUGAGCAGGAAGAGUAUGACGCCCACAGCCGCACCAGCAUCCAGACAGAAGAUGACCAGCUCAUCGCCGGACAGAGUGCCCGGGCCAUCAUGGCGCAGCUGCCCCAGGAGGAGAAGGCCAAGAUCGCCGAGCAGGUGGAGAGCUUCCGGCAGGAGAAGAGCAAGCUGGACGCCGAGGUGGCCAAGUGGGACGACAACGGCAACGACAUCAUCGUGCUGGCCAAGCAGAUGUGCAUGAUCAUGAUGGAGAUGACGGACUUCACCAGCAGAGGCAAAGGGCCGCUGAAGAACUCCUCAGAUGUUAUCAACGCUGCCAAGAAGAUCGCCGAGGCUGGCUCCAGGAUGGACAAGCUGGCCCGUGCGGUGGCUGACCAGUGCCCGGACUCGGCAUGCAAGCAGGACCUGCUGGCUUACCUGCAGAGAAUUGCUCUCUACUGCCACCAGCUGAACAUCUGCAGCAAGGUCAAGGCUGAGGUGCAGAACCUGGGAGGAGAGCUCAUCGUCUCAGGGCUGGACAGCGCCACGUCUCUCAUCCAGGCCGCCAAGAACCUGAUGAACGCCGUGGUCCUGACCGUCAAGGCCUCGUACGUGGCGUCCACCAAGUACCAGAAGGUGUACGGCACGGCGGCCGUCAACUCGCCCGUGGUGUCCUGGCGCAUGAAGGCGCCCGAGAAGAAGCCGCUGGUCAAGAGGGAGAAGCCCGAGGAGUGCCAGACGCGCGUGCGGCGAGGCUCCCAGAAGAAGCACAUCUCACCCGUGCAGGCCCUCAGUGAGUUCAAGGCCAUGGACUCGUUCUAAAAAAAAAAAACAGGCCUCUUUCCGAAAGAAAAGGUGGAAGAAAACGUGAGCUCUUUCCUCUCCUGACCCCCACAACAAUAACAACAACAACAACUAGAACAACAACAACAACAACAACAACAACUACUAAAAAAAAGGAUCCGAGCCCUUUUUUUUCAGUUUUGUUGUUUUGGUAAUGGCCACUGGUUUUCGUUUUUGUUUUCGCGCUGGGCUACGGUGCAGCAAGGUCCACUCGUAGCCGUAUUUAUGCCAAAUGAGGAUGGGCCGGCUAUCUUGCCUUGCGCAGCUACCCAAAAGGGACACACUGAGGUCUACUCAGAAGCUUCUUCAAAAACCCCUUGAGGAGAGUACAGUUUACAGUUUGGCUUGAAUUAUAUCAAACUCAGUUACUGUGGUGUUUAUCUUCACUGGUAUUACUGCUGACAGGCCAUGUUGCAAUUAUAUGAAUGAAAAUAUUAAUAUAUGGUAUGGUAGUAUCAGCCAUAGCUGUUGAGGAUAUCAAUCAACCUAAAAACAAAAAAAAAACAAAAAAAAGAGGGGCUGAUACAUUUCUUCUUAUCGUAAUAUUUUGGUUGGAAUACAACCAGUAGUAAUAGGAAUAACUUAUGUUUAAAGUAUUUUCUUUUUUUCCUUGUUCCUAAUAUCCAUAUGAUGCUCCGAUAAACUCUAGUUUUACCAUUUAAAAAAAAUAAACAUUUAUUUAAACAUUCUCCUGUAUCACUAACUAAUAUUGAAACCCGGUGGGAUAUUGUGAGCGUACUACAUUUAGAUAUAUGGACAGGUUUGACUAGUUUUGUGGUUUGCUCAGAGAUUAGAAUCCUGCAUACCUUUAUAUUCACAAUUCUCUAAUA
This is a messenger RNA of Sardina pilchardus (European sardine), 3737 nucleotides long. RefSeq names its product catenin (cadherin-associated protein), alpha 2 (gene ctnna2). Gene Ontology annotation, biological process: cell migration; cell-cell adhesion. The coding region runs from base 166 to 2886 and encodes 906 amino acids. The record is from RefSeq and is a predicted model, not a curated record. The transcript has 18 exons. Lineage: Eukaryota; Metazoa; Chordata; Actinopteri; Clupeiformes; Clupeidae. Gene Ontology annotation, molecular function: beta-catenin binding; cadherin binding; structural molecule activity. Gene Ontology annotation, cellular component: adherens junction; catenin complex; actin cytoskeleton.